CUUCAAGAUAUUGCUCACUUCGAUUGAUAAACAAUGGUCAAUGUCCAACAUUCUCUGUUAUUUUGGAACAAAAAUUGUCCUUAAAUCACACGAGUUUUCCUAGUAACCUAAAGAAGCUUUAUAUGGAAGGACUGGCUACCUUGGAGGGAGUUUUCAUUCCUUUUUGCUACGUAGAUAUGACCGCUGUCGUCGUUUCUUGAUAUAUUCUAGGACCAAAACUUGACAACUUCAAAAUGAUUAACGUUCUCAAAUCUUUGCUCAGUCUUCCUCGAGUUCAUCCAACCACUAUUCCUGCUACUAAUGUCGAGCCACCAUUACCUGUUGGAGUUCUUCUGAUUGUUACUAUCGUAUUCAUGUCGAUCUACGCCAUCUUAUUUAUCUUUACCAUAUCACAACUUGUACUGAUUUUGGUUUACAAACACAGGAGAUUGUCUUACCAGACCUUCUUUCUCUUUACAUGCCUGAUCUGGGCAGGAAUAAGAACUACACUUUUUUCGUUUUACUUUAGUGACUGUAAAGUUGUAAACAAUCUGCAGGCAUUUCCGAGGUGGUUCUUGUUUGCAUUUCCUAUAUAUCUUCAGUUCGUAAUGCUUGGUCUUCUUACUUUAUACUUGGUCAAGCUGUUAGUGAAAUCAGGAAGAACAUCUAUUGAACCUGCAAAACACAAAAAUGUGCCAAAUAUCGUAUUUGUCAUAUGCAAUGUCAUCUUUCUGGCCUUGAACAUCAGUAGUUCCAUACUGUGUCCUGAACAGAGCUACACUCAGAAACUUGUAAUUGUUAGAGUUGUGGUUAAUGAAUUGCUGUUUAUACUGGUGGGAAUACUUCUGUGCAUAUCUAUGAGAAAGCUCACCAAAACACCCAACUCCAACCUCUUCUUGGAAGGACAGGGCACUACGACCUGUCAAGCUACAGCAAUAUGCAUCAUUGUUGUGCUGUUAUACAUGUCAAGAGCUGUUUACAACAUGAUAGCAGUGACUGUGCAGCAUGACUUAUCAAACUUUGGAUUUGGAUGGAUUAAUGUCUCUGAUGAGGGAGAGAUUGAACACAACCACAAACUACAGAUGAACGUCAAUAAUCACAGAUUCCUCUCGUUUGGUAUCGUCCUGAUCGUCUGGGAAGUUCUCCCAACCUUCAUGGUCAUCUGGUUUUUCAGGGUACGCCGUCCUCAAGCGGCUAACUUGUUACAGGGACCAAGUAUCAUAGCGUCAAAUAGUUUUGACCAGAGGUCGUAUUUCUUCGAUAAUCCACGGCGCUAUGAUUCUGAUGAGGAUAUCCACACUGCUGGGUCUGGUAAAAGUAAUUAUGACAUCCCUGGAGUACUCAGUCCCUCGUCCAACUCCAACUCCAUCAACACAGGCCACCCAAAGUCAUACGGGUCGAUACCUGUUAGCAAGAGUGGAAGCUUCAACCGCAGUAGUAGCUACCCCAGUGCUUACAUCCCAGGUACCACCCCUCCCAUGCUCUUUACGUCUGGCAACCAGGGAGGGUAUCAGAGAAGCCAAUUAGAACCAGUCAAGGAUAAGGAUUAGUAUCUCACUAGGAUAGUUUUAAUAGGAAUAUUCAUGGUGUAUUUUACCAUGAACCGAGUUUCUACAAGGUAGUGAACUUGCGUCGCCACAGGUAGCCCGAGCUCUGCUUUUGUGCCGUUAUAUUACAGACCAAUUAUAUUGUGACGAUUCAUAUCUGUCCCUGUUCCACCGAGCUUUUGCGUCAUUUUCUUGUUAUUUUCGCUAAAUUAGCAAAGAACAAUGCCCAAAAAUUGAGCUUGGGCUGGUCGAUCAGCUACCUUCGAGAAUAUAAAACAAAACGCAGGGAUUAUAAUGAAUUUUAGCAGGAAAAAUCUGCUCGUACUAAGUUCAAAUCUACUCGUACUAAGUUCAAAUCUAGCGCGGCUUGUGUUAACUGCGUAGUCCUAUUCUAUUGGAUGAAAUUUCAAAGUACAUCGAGACAACGUAACACCUUAAGGUUUUGCUUCUUUUAGUUUUACUCGAGUUUGUCUGAAUUUGUUGCUGCAUCUUUUGAGUACGAUUGUACUGGUCGUGUUAUAGAUAUAUUGGAAGAUAUAGGUUUGAUAUCCAAGUUAGCUAGACUUUCAUCUAAAUAUUUCUAAAGAAAAAUAGUACGGUAAAUAAUGGCCUUAACGCAAAGCUACAGAGUUAGAAUUAAUCAGAAAGAAGAAAUAUGACCAAUGAUUGGUCGAACCGCGACACUCCUGAUCCGAUCUAAGUUAGGCAAUCUCUCUUCGUUUAAUAAGUUGCGGUAUACGACAACAAAUACUUUUUGCGUAGCAAAUUUUAGAAAAAUAGUUGCUCGUAUUUUAAAAUACUUCGCGCGCAACAAAUUUUCGUAGAGGCCAUCAGAAAAAUACUUCCACGAGGCAUGUAGCGAGAUGUUGUCGCGUAUAACAGAUUUACCCGAAGAAUACUCGACGUUUUACCGAACAUGCUGCGCGAAUGCCGAGGGGCGGUCUAACCUGGUUUUCGUUCUCCAGGCUCUUUUGCUGACCCACGACCACUAUAAGGAAAAGGGCCUGGAAACAGGAUUUGCUGUGUAGAUGUGUUUGUCACAUGGCGUUAGUUUCAAGGAGAGCUUAAUUCUUUAGUUAGUUUUCACAAGACCUUCUUGUAAAUCACUAUUGUGAAGAGACAUCCCGUUGAAAUAUUAUUGUUAAUGAAACAUUUUGUAAUAAAUCAGUGUAAAAAUAGUCCAAACACGCGGAAAUUCCAGCAGUUGGUCAUUCCCAGGCGUUAGGAAUUAAACUGCUAGAUUUUGGAGCUCGUUAGUCAAGACAAAUCGAAAAAUAAAAAGGAAAUAGCAAAAAGAUAUAUCGUCAAAGGAAAUUUAAAAAAUAGUUUAUAGAGAAGAUUUUAAAUGAACAAAGAGAUUUAGUAAAAAAAUAAAGAUUACAUAUGAAAAAGAAA
Messenger RNA from Actinia tenebrosa (Australian red waratah sea anemone), 2921 nucleotides. Its product is annotated as G protein-coupled receptor 137Ba. Gene Ontology annotation, biological process: positive regulation of TORC1 signaling. Gene Ontology annotation, cellular component: lysosomal membrane. The record is from RefSeq and is a predicted model, not a curated record. NCBI's taxonomy places the organism in Eukaryota, Metazoa, Cnidaria, Anthozoa, Actiniaria, Actiniidae.